AUGGCAUUCCUGUGUGGCAUCGACGCUCGGGAUAACCGUCGAGGUCGCAUCCGAAAGCCACGCCCUGUCGUCGACGUUGCCGUCCCAAACAACGCUAAUGAUUGGGCCCAGCACACAAAUAAGGUGAUUCAAGAGCACGCGCCCUCCAAGGGCCCCCCUUCCGGUGUGAAGCACGCGGCUGUACCUCGUCGACCUGUGCCCCAGCGAUCCAUCCCUCGCCGACCCGUCGGUGCACCAGUCAAAGCUUGCCGGCAGACCACCAAGGCUGUCGUUGCACCUCUAAGAAGCCGCCAGGUUUUGGAGGACCACUCACCGAUGGAGCCCCAGGUGGUGGUGGAGCUGGUCGGUACAAUUGCCAGAGUGUUUUCUCAUAUCCCCUACGCAGUCGUCGGGCUUGCUGCCAUGGUGUGUCACGGCCUGCCUGGUGCGAAGCCCAGCCGGAUCGUCCUCGCCUGCCCUGGGCAUGCCAAAGACGUGGUCCGAGGCUGGGCCGUCGCCCAGGGCCUGCGAUCCGGCCACGCCCCCAACCUGUUCAGCGUCAUGUCUUCCGACGGCAGGAUGCGCGUGGUGGAGAUUGGCUACAUUGCAUGUGGGUUUGAAGCACUGGCAAUCACUCACAUGGGCGCUGACCAGGCCAAGAUCUUGUCGCUGGCGACGAUUGCGAAUCUCAUCGCCACAGCGUACGUGCGCGAGCUCACCAUUGCCACGACCAACCACCACCGUCAGGAUACCCAUGCCAACGAUUUGCGCUGGGUGCUGUCCGCCAUGAUUCAGCGUGGCGAGCGACUGAGCUAUCCGCUUGUGGGCUCAGUCAUGACCCUUGAAUUCUGGGUACCCUUUACGACGGCCUACCCUGACACCGUAGGCCUUUUUGCCGAUGCUGGCCUGGCUGCGGAGGUUGAUCCCGAGGAGCGGUUUGCUCUGGAGGAGGACUUCGCCCUCCACUACGACGACUCCGAGACCUCGUCGCGCUGGUCGUGCGAGGGUACUCUGGGGCUUUACUGA
Messenger RNA from Emericellopsis cladophorae, 1005 nucleotides. RefSeq lists its product as uncharacterized. The record is from RefSeq and is a predicted model, not a curated record. NCBI's taxonomy places the organism in Eukaryota, Fungi, Ascomycota, Sordariomycetes, Hypocreales, Bionectriaceae. The coding region runs from base 1 to 1005 and encodes 334 amino acids. The transcript has a single exon.